AUGGCGCAAGAGCUCUCCUCAGCGGUUCACGAGCCUUGUAAGGCGGCGGUCAAGUCGCGGAAUGACUGUAGUGCGCAAAGAGGGGACCGAGAGGACGGAGCAUAUCCGAGCUCAGAGAGUGAUGCUGAACUCGGCGACCCCACCGGCGUAACACGAGAAGCAAAGCCGUUGCUCUCGGACGAUCCAUCUCAUCUCCAGGAUGAAGACAAGGAGCACAAAUCUAGCACGCCUCAUACCGGCCAUGAACGCUCUCAUUCAAGAUCAACUUCACCAGCCCCCACACCAUUUCGCGGAAGACGAAAGUCACUCAAACGAUCCGAAUACAUCUGGAUCUGCCUGACCCUAACCCUAAUCGCCACACUCGGUUACUCUUCACAACUAUGCAUCAUGCUCCCCUACUUCCACAAAACGCCUUCCUUCGCGCCUUGGGGCCUCGCAGCAGUGUUAAUACCCUUCAACUUAGGCUUGACGGCUAUCUUUUACAACUACUACCUCUGCAUAUUUACUGAUCCAGGUACCGUACCUCCGGGUUGGCAACCUGAUUGGUCUGCACUGCAUCCCCCAACAACACCCUCAAGAGGAGAAUCACAAUCAAUAGAGUUGAAAGAAACAAUCCUCCGUCCUCGAUACUGCAAAAGAUGUCAGGCUUACAAACCACCUCGUUCUCAUCACUGUAAGACUUGCCGUCGAUGCAUUCUUCGUAUGGACCAUCACUGUCCUUGGCUUGCGAACUGCGUUGGGCAUUUCAACUAUCCUCACUUUAUCCGAUUUCUAUUGUUUGUGGAUGUGACAUGUUUCUAUCACUUGGUGAUGAUUUCAUGUAGGGUAUUGGAUAACUUUAACACAUAUACUUAUUGGAGAGAGCCAGGUGGGAGGGAGAUUGUUUGGUUAGUUGCAAAUUAUGCCUUGUGUAUACCGGUCUUGGUGCUCGUCGGAGUGUUUAGUGGCUAUCAUUUUUACUGUGUCGCAUCGAAUCAGACGACGAUAGAGGCUUGGGAGAAGGAUAGAGUAGCUACGAUGGUGAGGAGAGGGAGGGUUAGGAAGCUAAAGUAUCCCUAUGAUUUGGGAGUGUGGAGGAACGUGAGGAGCGUGAUGGGAGAUAACGUUUUUACUUGGUGUCUUCCAGGUAAAGCUAUGGGGGGCAAGGGCGAAGGGGUCUGGUAUGAGACAGCAGAUGGAAUAGGUAAGUACACUAGAAGUCGAAGAAACAGAGUUUCGAGAUGCUUCUUUACAAGUGUCAAGUCAAGCAGGUGGAGAGAGAGGACAAAGGUUCAAGAUUCAGCCACGGUUCAGAUGUGUGUAGAGGGUGAGCGGGAUAAAGAGGAAGAGGAGGUGGUUUUGCAUGAGGAACAUGAAUGUUUUGUCGAUCCAGAGUUGGAGACUUCCGUGUUGCACAGCUUGAGGUGCGACGAUUGGCAUAGACAGCAAUCACGUUGGCAACGAUGGCAGGAAUGGCAGCAGCAACAAAUGGGAGACAUAGAUUGGACUUUUUCACUUCUGAUCGUUCUGGCUGUUCUUCGAAUGUGCUUUGCUGACAACCGUCUGAUAUAUCUCAUGCGUGCAGACGAGGGCGCUCAAUACAGAUGGCCGCCAAAAGACCCAUCGAAAUCAAAUGCCAACUACUCCUCCUCACAUGGUUGGGCAAUGGAAGACACUCAGGCCCCACCUCUAUUCCCCUCCUAUCCCUCCAAUCCCACAACGCCGGUCCUACCACCAGGCGCAACCUCUUCCUCCCCGUUCACAUACGGUAGCGGCUUCAACCCAAACCUCCGACCAACCAACUCGAGCUCACUUCGAUUUCGCGGCCCUAACGCAGAUGCUGUUCAGAAUAGCUGGCUCAGAGAGACGGAGAAGGAAAGUGAAGGAUCUAGUAUUUCUUCCGGCUCAGAUGACGAGCUGGAGAUUGCUGCCGGGUGUAUGCCGAACUUUGCUGAACCUAGUGCGGAUCAGCUUGAUAUCGCGGCCAACUACAAUCACGGGCAGUAUUACGGGUCUCAGCAUGAAGAGGUGUUCGAAGAUGAGUACCGAGAAGAGGACAAGGAGGACAGUGAGGAGGACAGUGAGGAGGACAGUGAGGAGGACAGUGAGGAGGACAGUGAGGAGGACAGUGAGGAGGAGAGGAGGGUGUUGGUGAGACGCGGAUCGGAGGGGUACGAAGUUCGACCUCGGGCUGGUUGGAUCGUUUGA
This is a messenger RNA of Ustilago hordei, 2187 nucleotides long. RefSeq lists its product as uncharacterized. The transcript has 2 exons. NCBI's taxonomy places the organism in Eukaryota, Fungi, Basidiomycota, Ustilaginomycetes, Ustilaginales, Ustilaginaceae. The coding region runs from base 1 to 2187 and encodes 728 amino acids. Gene Ontology annotation, cellular component: endoplasmic reticulum membrane. The record is from RefSeq and is a predicted model, not a curated record. Gene Ontology annotation, molecular function: protein-cysteine S-palmitoyltransferase activity.